AAGCAUUUGCUUUUUGUGGUGCGCAAAAGUUACUUGUCGAAUCUGUGACAUGCCGUGCAACGACGCCUUAGGAUACUCCGUAUUGCUCGCACGGUGGUAAUGUGGAUACAACGAAUACACUUCCUUGCAGCUUGGACGGUUGCAGCCGGGCUACCGAACGCAGUGUGGAUCUACGGAGAAUGCGAAAUAUUCUCCAAGCACGCAGGCACAUUGUGGAGCGCCACCAAUCUCGUGUCGACGAUGCCAUGGAAGAAUACGUUAAGGCUGUCUUCUAUUAAACAGUAUUUGUGUGUCCUUUUUACAAGCCCUGUAGGAGGCUGCGGGGCGCAAUACAGAAGACUUGUGGCAUGUGAUAGGGCUAGAGCCGAUAACAAGCAAACAUAGUUAUU
This is a messenger RNA of Bipolaris sorokiniana ND90Pr, 389 nucleotides long. RefSeq lists its product as uncharacterized. The transcript has a single exon. The record is from RefSeq and is a predicted model, not a curated record. NCBI's taxonomy places the organism in Eukaryota, Fungi, Ascomycota, Dothideomycetes, Pleosporales, Pleosporaceae. Bases 100 to 384 code for a protein of 94 amino acids.